AUUGUUGCACAGUUAUAAAAUUUAUAUAAAAAAGAAUACAAAUGUAUUUGUAAACAUAAGCUUUGGAUACUGUAUUUUUCCAUUAAAAUGAUAGUAUACAUAAUGGCUUAUAUUACUGUUCGAAAAUUAUAUAUUACUAUAUUACUGUUCAAAAAAGUUGAUCAAAUGAUAACAAGUUUGUUAUAAUAAAGUAAACUUCCAGUUACCAUUUACUAUUAGAAAUAUUUAAUUAUCAGUUAAUUUUAAAACAUGGGUCAGAAAUAUAGGUAGCAGAAAUGCAUUAACAACUUUCAUGGUUUGAACAAAAUAAAAAACUAACAAAUCUAUGGAAUCUAUACGUAAAAGUCAAAGACCCAAAAAAAUUCCUGGUCACUUUUUGGAAGUUGCACCUCAUACAAGUAAUGCUGCUCCUAGAAGAAAUAUUAAAAAUCCAAUUCGUCCAAAUCCACUUCCUGAUUUUUGUUGUGAUAAUUGUGGUUCACGAUAUGUUGUAAAUCCAAUGAGAAGAGGUAAUAAAGCUGCUGCUACUCCAAGAUACAAGCCAGCACCUCGCCACAAAAUAGACCCAGCUACACAGAAGGUUCUAACAUUAUGCAAUGCUUGUGGAUUAAAAUUUAAGCGAAAAAAAAAAGACAAGCCAGAUAAAAUACAGUUAACAGAGGAAGAAAAGAAAGCUUUUAAUGAUGAAGGUGAAGCUUUUGCAAAAGGAUUAGCAAAUAAGUUAAACAGUGAUUUAGCAAGUCGAUUAUAUUGCUCAAAUGUAAAGAAAACUGCUUGUGGUUGCAUUCAAAAGUUUAUUUGUGGAUCAGAAAGUACAAGUGUUGAAGAUAUUCUUAGUCGAGCUAAGCUUCUUCUUGAUAUUCUCACGGUGGCAACAGAGUUGCGAAAACUUAAGUGCUAUGAUAUUAAUAACUUGGAAGAAAAACCAUUUAAAAAAAAAAAUGGAAAAAUAGGCUUAGGUAAUGGUCAUAGAAAAUCAAAAGAAUAUGAAGAAUAUGUUUUGCAAAAAAGGGAAUUUCUAAAAGGCACUAUGAAACUCUGUGAGAAAGGAGUUCAAAAGAUUUUGUCCUACUCAAAUAAUUUUUUACAUAAACGAAUGAAAACAGACCCAGAGAAAGGUAUACGAAUUGAGCGACAAAAAGGCAAGGCUGCAAUGGGUACACUGAAACCAAUAUGUGAUCUUCCUCUUGAAUCUUGCUGUAUUGAUAAUUGUGUUAGAAUGGCGUUGACUCACAGUCGACUAUUAGAGUCAUGGCGUGAACGAUCAAUCUCUAGUCAAGUUGAAGCUAGACGCGUUUUAGCUGAAAUGCUCACACCUUCCGGUGGUAACCGUGCUAAUUGUUACAAGUUUAUUGCAGCUGUUACUGGUUGCAGUAACACAACGAUCGGGAAAGUCAAUGAACAGAUGAGAAAUACAGGUGGGGAUCGCGAACCUCCUGAGCAUGGCCUCAAACGAUAUUGGAAAGAAAAACCUAAAUCCGAUAGCUCAGUUGAAGUAUCUUCUGGAUUCGUUCCAUCUUAUAAAAUUCUUCAAACUGCUGCUAGUUCGGCAGGCUUGUCAUCUGUUAUGCAAAAUAUUGACAAAGACUUAACACCUAAAAGACAAAAACGUCAGCAAUCAAUAAAUGAAGCGCGAAAAAAAGAAUAUUUAUCACCAAAUAAUCGUUUUAUUACGAUACUUGCUGAUACCAAUGACGCAGCAUCCUCAUUAAGUAAUAUUCAAAGUAUUCCAGCCACGAUGUUAUCGUUAAAUACAAACAAUCAAUAUGGCGGCUUUAUCUCUAUUCCGACAGGUUUGACAUCAUCUAAUGUAAGUAUUUCAAACAGUUUGUCGCUUCAGACAUUUCAACAACAUUUGCAACAUCAACAACAACUACAGUUGCAAAUUCAAAUAUUACAGCAACAGUUGCAAAAUACUCAAGCUGCUGUUUUAAAUCAAACUGAUAUUCAGCAAAACCAUAGCAAUGCCUACAUGGUAACGGUUUCGAAUCAUUUAGAAAAUGUUAAUUCUGUGGGUACUCCUAUAGUUAUGCGAGGACUGUCUACACAGCAACCAUUAAUUCAGAAUGUUAUAUCUCAGUCAUUUAUGCCAAAUCUUGUAAGCAGUGAAUCUAUACCUUCAUUUGCCGGACAUUCAAGUGGGGCUAUCAAUUUUAUGUCAACAAAUGUUGAUGUUUCCCAUAGCAAUCAUGUCUCACUUAUUACUUCGCCUAUUUCAAGUCGUUGUGAUUUAAAUAUUGUAGUGCCAAACAAUACCAUUAUAUCCCAAGAAAGUAACGUCAAUGGGAAUUUGAAUAACCGGAACAGAUCCUCAAGACAAAUAAGCAAUUUCAGUCAUUUACAUUUAAUAAGUUCUCAACCGCCAACAAUGACAUUAGGUCAACACCCAGUUACUAUAUCGUUACAAAAUCCCGAUAUAACUAAUUUGCCUACAAUGUUGUUAACUCAGACUUCCUCAAAUUGUCCAGUAACACCAGGUCAAUUGGUUCUUCAUCAGGUAUCUGCGUCAUUACCUUCGUCAGGCUUGGUCAUUCAUCCGCCAUUAUCUGUUCAGGCCUCCUCAGAUCAACUUAGUGUUCAAUCUGUCUCCACUUCUCAGUCGCUUAUAGAAUCUUCACUGGCAAUAUCGAACCCAAUUUUACCUCCCAUUACUUCAUUUAAUGCUGAUGCUUUCUUGACAAGUGGAGCUGGUACUUAUACAGUAUUAAAUGCAAGCAUAGAUUCCCCAACCCAUUCAUUACCAUCGGUAUAAGAAUAUUGUUUGAUUUUUUUUUCUUAUUAAAAAUUAAUAGCUUAUAUUCAUUUUAUAUAUAUAAAUAUAGAUAAUAAAAUAGAGAAUAUUUUCUUGAAACUUA
Messenger RNA from Hydra vulgaris (swiftwater hydra), 2855 nucleotides. RefSeq lists its product as uncharacterized. Gene Ontology annotation, biological process: regulation of DNA-templated transcription. NCBI's taxonomy places the organism in Eukaryota, Metazoa, Cnidaria, Hydrozoa, Anthoathecata, Hydridae. The record is from RefSeq and is a predicted model, not a curated record. Gene Ontology annotation, molecular function: zinc ion binding.